GUGUCGUGUUCUACUUUCAGUACCAUUUGCUAUUCUCUAGUAUUAUUGACACCUCUAGAGACACCUGAAUAAUUUCCACCUAGAAUCAACUGCGGUCCCUGAAAUUAAAAGUUAAAAUCGGGGAAAAAUUGUGAGGAGUUUUUAAAAAUUGUGAUUCAAUGCGUCUUAACAACCGGCGAGUUCAUUAAUAUUUCAGGUGCAAACAGUGAUGUUUCCUGCGCAUUUAAAAUCUUUGUAGAUUAUAUCGAUGUGAAUUUGCGUCACCAAUGGCUCCAAUGGACAAUGAUAAAUCUGCAAUUCAUAGAUGAUAAUAAAAUCACUUGAAAAUAAUUUGCGAGGGGAUUGUUUGUGUCCGGAGCUGAAGACUCGGUCAUCAGGCCACGGCUUAUCUAUCCCUUGAUCUCUCGACCGGAAGUCUGAUAGCAUGAGUGAAUCAGUGAAGGUCGCUGUGAGGUGCAGACCUAUGAACCAGAGGGAGAAGUCCUCUGGCUGUCAGAAUAUAGUAUCGGUGGAUCCAAUCGCGAAGACCUGCACCCUCGAGGGUUCAACAGGUGGUGGAAAGUCGUAUCAAUUCGACGCGGCAUUUGGUCCAGACAGCACCACCGAGAAAGUGUACGAAGACGUGGGUUCAGUUGUCGUUGAGGCAGUCCUUGAAGGAUACAAUGGAACAGUUUUUGCAUAUGGCCAGACAGGCUGUGGAAAAUCGCACACGAUGCACGGAUUCGUGGAGAAAACCCUGGAGCACAUCUUCGAGGCGACAUCGACGUCUUCAUCUGACACCAGAUAUUUGGCACUGCUAUCGUACCUGGAGAUCUACAACGAGAGAUUGCGGGAUCUUUUGCAGGAUAAUCAGGUGGAGGGUGUCCUUCAACUGAAGGAGGACCCGUCGAGAGGGACUUAUGUUGCUGGAGGACUUCGAGAGGUGACUGUCAAGGAUGCUACCGAAUGCGCUAGAUUAGUGGAGCAGGGGGAUAGGAGAAGAGCCUUGGCUGCCACCAAAAUGAAUGCCACAUCCUCGAGGAGUCAUGCUGUCCUCACCAUUUCAUUGGAGGCACUGGCCAUGGGGGAGGACACACAAAAGACAGGAGCUGCGGUGCGACGGGGACGUCUUCACCUGGUGGAUCUCGCGGGUUCGGAGAGACAGUCGAGGACUGGAGCUGCUGGAGACCGAUUAAAAGAGGCAGCGAGUAUCAACCUGAGUUUAUCAGCCCUGGGGAAUGUCAUCAGUGCCCUGGCUGCUGGUAAUGGACGGCACGUGCCAUACAGAGACAGCAAACUCACGAGACUUUUGAGAGACAGCCUAGGAGGGAAUGCCAGGACUCUGAUGAUCGCCUGCAUCAGUCCCUCAGAUGACAACGGAGAGGAGACACUCAGCACCCUGAGGUAUGCCGCCAGGGCGAGAUGCAUAAAAAAUAAACCGGUGGUGAACGAGGACCCGAAGGACGCCCUCUUGAGGCAGUACCAGCUUGAGCUCCAGAGGCUCAAGAAACUUUUAGAAGGUGCUCGAGACUUUGACGAUGACGAGGAAAUCCAAUCAUCCUCCAUCAGCAAUUUGUCAAGUUAUAACGAGGAAGUGGAGAAGCUGAAGAGAGAGUGUGAGGACUCAAACAUCUCGGCUCAGAGGCUCAGAGAGGAGCUCGAGACCCUCAGGGAAAGAUAUGAGACUGGAAGGGAGAGUUUUGAGGGUAAAGUCUGGACAACCACCACCAGGGAAAUCGAUGAGAAACGACGGAAGAAGAGGGAAGCUGCUAAGAGGGAAGUUAUGAGGCGUCUUGAGCGGCUCACAAUCGGUGGAGAAGCUCAGGGUGAUGCUGAGUUGAGGAGGAGAAGGGAAAGGAGGCGUCGCCGACUGGAAAUUAUUGCUACAGCUCUUGAAAAAAGUGCACAGGAAGGCAGUGGAGGGGCUUUUGAAGUUUAUGGACAGCUCAGGACCACUGAGGAUGCCCUCAAGAGGAUGGCCAAGAGGAAUAAACAACUCGAGGCUGAGGCGCUUGAUCUGCAGGCAUCCUGGGAUGCGGAACGUCGUGAACUUUUACGACGAGAGUUGCUGGCAACGCAGAUAUCCGAAGCUAUGGUACCACAUCUGCGUCCUGGAUGUCCCCUCCGUGAUUUAGCCGCUGUACGUGGUGCAGCUAGUUGGUGCGAUGAAUUAGCUAGAUGGAGAUUGCCAGAUACAUCAUCAAGAAUUCCACUGCCACCUCCACCACCCCUUGACACAAGAUCAAAACCAGAUCACAAUAAUAACAGCGAUGAUAAGAGCAGUGAUGAUGAUAUCAGUCAUAACGAAAGAAAGGAUAUUGUUGGCACUUAUUUCAAGAGAAAUAGAAUUGAUGAACUACUUGCUAGAGCUAGAGAGGCCAAGACAUUUGAAGCAAAUGGGAGACUGAGUAAAUCCGGUGGUUCAGACGACUCCAACAAUUAUCUGCAGCUGAAUGCCCUGAAUCUUCAGUCAAGUGCUCCAGCAGUGGAGGCACCAGGAAAAAUUCCCAGCCAUGUAAUGGGACGUCCAAUAGGUUCUUUCAAUUCCUGGCUGGUCCAGGACACCGCCAGCAGGUCCAUCACCUCCAGCCAAUCCAAGAAAAUACCUCCACGAAUCCUCGAGGCAUUGCCCUCCAGAAUGACCUCCUGACGAGACUACGACGCGAAAGAUCGGCGCUCAUAUCAAUUUUUACGAUAUGUUCUCGACGGACUCCAGUGAAAGUCAUUACGUCUGCUAAGAAAGUUUGCUAAAUCCAAGAGACAAUUAUUUUUUCAUAUUUUUUUAUCCAGCAACAAUUCAAUCAUCAAUCUCUUUGGAGAUGAUUUUUAUUCCUCCAAAGGUCAGACUACAAUCGCACUUCGGGGAAUCGUUGUUUAAUCCAUCUGUCAGGCUUCAAAGAAAAUUAUUAACGAUUUCGUAAACAAGUGCUAAGUGAGAAUUUCCAUCGGAGAGGUGCAAAAAAUUCCAUGAAUGAACAAACAAGUGCUUGAUUACAAGAUAUUCAUGUCCUUUUGUGGUACUUUUAUCGUUUUACGAGGGUAAUUAUCUCACCUCAACGACUCGAGUGUUUCUUUUUCGAUGAAAAUAUUGUUGUAUGUCGGUACAUAAAUUUAAGAUAUUUGCCAAAGAUUUUGGGUUUUCUUUUUAGUUUUUUCAAACCUCUGAUUAUUGUUAUUAUUAUUAUGAAUCCAUGAGUUCUCUAAAGAGCAUUGCAAUUUCAGGGGCAUCGCGUGUUCCUGGGACGACUGCCCACUUCCUGCAAUUACAGAGGAAAAAAUUCAAUGAAAAUUCAUAGAAAAUAGGUGCAUGUGGUUUUAGGAAAAUUUUAUCCUGGAAAAAGUCAAUCUAUGAAAAGUUCUGCCACCUGCACGUAUCCUGCACACACCCUGAACUAUUCCUUUUUCUAGGCCGAAAAAUUUGUAAACCAAUGAAUCAGUCGUGGAAAUUCAACAUUAGUUUUUCAAUAUCAACAAAUACCUAUUAAGUUUUAACAAUCCUUCCCGUUGAUCUUUACAAAAUAUUUUUCUCCGUGCAGAAGAAAGAAAUAAUGUUCAUAUGACGAAAUUAUAUCGUAUCGUAUGCAGUCGAUUUACAAUAGAAAAAUUGACGAACAACAAAUAUUACUUCUGAAUGCAUAUAAUUAUUUUUUUUAAUUACGGGAUAAUUUAUGUGGGGAAAAAUUCUCGAAGCGUUAUAGGACACUCAUUGGACUUGGGACAAAGACUGUGUGGUGACCACCAGCGCCUUAGUAUAAACCUUCCGAGAAACAAUUUUGGAUCUGAGCGACAUUUGCCUGCUAUUGUUUACAAUAAACAAAUGCCGAAUGACGAAUGAUGUGUUGGAGUUUUUCUCCACUAGGAAGUGGAGAUGAGAGCAGUUCGCCUAGCACCUCGGCCGAGAGCACAUCCAGCUACUUUAACCAAUAUUAACUGAGAUAUAUAUUUCUGUUUGCGUUUGUCUUGAUUUUAUAUAUUGUUAACCAACUCUCCGUUACUUUUACCAGUAUAAAUUAUAGAAGAGGAUAUUUUACUGAGGUGGAGUGUUUUGAAAUAUACUCUCAAACCCCUUUAGAAUUUUACUUCUUACAUUUAAUAACGUAACCACAAAAUUAACAUGAAUGAAAGACUUUUCUUUAGUCGCUCGGAAGACAUGUCUUAACCUCAUCGAUGCCAUAGCAAAAUUAACUAAAUUAACAAAGGGAUCCAGCACCCUGGACCUCAAGUGACGUUGUGAUAUAAGAUAUCAUUCAUUCGAGUCUGUUUGGGCUAAAAGAGAAAACGUAACCAUCAUCGUUCAUACUUAUCAGAAUUCCAGUCAAUAAAAAUGUUCGUGUUGGAAAUAUUUUCGAUGUUAAAACGAACAAGAGACCUGUUGUGACAGAUCAGAGGGAAUAAUGGAAACAUUUAGGCUGUUUAUACGAAACAGCCCAACACGUGGACCAACCCCAUAGACAAAGGGCCUUGUCUAAUGGGUAGACCUGACACCCUGGACGAUUUGGUGACUGAGGACACUUGGAGACGAACUCUCGAGCAAGCAACAUUAAAUUUACCACAAUCAACCCAGCUUAUAUUAUAUCGAGUCUUUAAACCAAAGUUUAAUUGUUAACAAUAAAUGGAAGAUCGGAUUAAUUAAUUAAAAUAAUCGUUAAAUAUUUAGUCCCUUACAUUCGUCACUAUUGAAUACAAAUAUAGAGUGAAAAAUAUAAAAUUCAUUUUUGCCUGGUAUCAUUUCAAACAGAAAUUCAACAUUAUUUAACACUAAUGACAACGAUGGUUAAUAAUUUUGCAUAAAUUAUUGUAUAGAAUAUUCGUAGAAAUUAAAAUAUUGACCAUUUACAAGAACAAAGAAAGAAAGAAGGAUUUGAAUGGCUGUAGGGGUUAAACGGUAAGAAAUAGGGAUGAAAUGCCAAAUAUAUUUUUUAUGCAGAAUUUUUCGAUCUUCAAGUUAUUAUUCGACCAU
Fopius arisanus is the source of this 4939-nucleotide messenger RNA. RefSeq names its product osmotic avoidance abnormal protein 3. Gene Ontology annotation, molecular function: microtubule binding; ATP binding; microtubule motor activity. The record is from RefSeq and is a predicted model, not a curated record. The transcript is spliced from 6 exons. Gene Ontology annotation, cellular component: microtubule associated complex. NCBI's taxonomy places the organism in Eukaryota, Metazoa, Arthropoda, Insecta, Hymenoptera, Braconidae. The coding region runs from base 425 to 2629 and encodes 734 amino acids. Gene Ontology annotation, biological process: mitotic spindle organization; microtubule-based movement; spindle elongation.